AUGUCCUGGCUCCGUCGAAUGUGGAGUAGAGAAUUCAAUCAGUCUAGUGAUGAUGAUUACUAUCGAGAAAUUCAGAUCCCUCGCUUUUGUCUCGGUAUCAGUGGUGUCUGGUCAGAACGUGGUAACACUAAUAGAAUCAGAUUUUUCAUAUCUGUGACCAUCGUGAUUCUGUUUGCUGCUCUACCUGAACUCGUGCAUAUGCUCACCACCGUCAAUGAGAAUCAAUUAUUCUUUCAAAUCGGUUUAGUCAUGUUUUACUAUUAUCUGAUCAGCUGUAUGUUUUUACUCCAUUUCAAUUCACAACUUCGUGGAUCUAUUUUGGAGGAGAUGCGGGAUAAUUGGGAGACUAUUCAUUCUGUGGAGGACAAACAAGUUAUGCGUCACUAUGCUGAAUGUUCGAGAAAAAUAUCAUUCAUUUUCAUUGCAUUGAAAGUUUACACCGUGUUUGGUAAGUCUGCAGGGUGCGGGUGGUUCAACCUAAUCGUCAGUGCAUUCAUAAGGGGAGAAAACGUACUCGCUGGAACGAACAAGAUGAAGUUUUUAUUUCACCGGUCUGGUACAUUCGUUGAUGCUCUAGGAAGCACCUCUUUCGUCAUCGGCGACAUGUUAUCGAAUAUCGCAUCGCUUGGAAUCGACACAUGCUUCACAGUCUUGACCGUGCAUACUUGUGGACGACUAGUUAUACUUAAAAACAGGAUAACGACAUAUGAAAGGCAAACUCGUCAUCAUUUUGAAGAGGACAUACCGAGGAUGUGCAGUUGUUUAAAGUGCAUCGUUGAUGCUCACGUGAAAAUCUACGACUCCGUCAGAAGAAUUGAUGACUAUUUUCAUGUUGUGACUUUUCUGAGACUCUCUGCGGGAAUGAUCAACUUCGUCUGUAUUGGAUUCGAGGUUUCAAAGGCAAUUAAAAACAAGGACUACGGAUUCCUGAUGACAUUCACAAAUACGGCGUUUUUAAAUUUCUCAACAUUUUUUCUGAACUGUGAGACGACAGAAAUGUGUCAACAAGCGAGUUAUGCUCUUGGUCAUGCUGCGUACUCCACUGAAUGGCUGACAAAACACCCGAGAAUUUCACGAAAUUUGAUUUUCAUCAUUAACCAAACGAGAGCUCCACUGAAAUUCACUGCAUUAAAAUAUUUUGUCCUUUCUCGGAAUCUCUUCAAAGAGUAUUUCAUAACAGCGAUAUCAUAUAUCUCAACGCUGAUAUCUAUCAAAUUAGCCGAAUGAACUCUCGGUAGUUGAAAAAGUACACU
Messenger RNA from Diachasma alloeum, 1253 nucleotides. RefSeq lists its product as uncharacterized. The coding region runs from base 1 to 1227 and encodes 408 amino acids. The transcript has 4 exons. Lineage: Eukaryota; Metazoa; Arthropoda; Insecta; Hymenoptera; Braconidae. Gene Ontology annotation, molecular function: odorant binding; olfactory receptor activity. Gene Ontology annotation, cellular component: plasma membrane. Gene Ontology annotation, biological process: sensory perception of smell; detection of chemical stimulus involved in sensory perception of smell. The record is from RefSeq and is a predicted model, not a curated record.